Messenger RNA from Pieris napi, 1243 nucleotides. RefSeq names its product eukaryotic translation initiation factor 4H (gene eIF4H1). Bases 97 to 912 code for a protein of 271 amino acids. Gene Ontology annotation, molecular function: RNA binding. Lineage: Eukaryota; Metazoa; Arthropoda; Insecta; Lepidoptera; Pieridae. The record is from RefSeq and is a predicted model, not a curated record. The transcript has 6 exons.
CACAACGCCCGAUUGAGCUUGUAAUUCAAGUCCAGCAAAAAUACCACUUCUAGAAAGCAAUGCGCGCGCAAAAAUUAGUAUUCUGUGUUUCUAAACAUGGCAGGUCGUAGUGGUUUUGAUGAUGGAAAUCCGAGGGAUUACGGUGGCGGGAGAAGGACCGCCGGCGGUCGCCCCUUGCCUACAGAGCCACCUUACAAAGCCUAUGUUGGAAAUCUACCAUCCGGAAUUAUACAAGGAGAUAUUAACAGAAUCUUUCCCGACCUGAAAAUUAAAAAUGUGAGGUUAGUAAUGGAUAAGGAAACUGAUAAAUUCAAAGGCUUCUGCUAUGUGGAAUUUGAAUAUUUGGAUGAUUUGAUCAAGGCAAUUGAAAUGAAUGGUGCCCUUAAUGUAGAUGGAAACUGUGUUAAAAUUGAUGUAGCCGAAGAAAAGAGAAAUGAUAGGGGAGGUUUCGACCGGGGUCGGCGAGAUGGUGGACGCGAUGGUGGUCGUGGGGGAUUCAGACGGGAUGGAGGCCGUGGUACGUACGACCACUUCGAUGCCGUCGGUCGCGGCCCGAGGAACCAGGGUGGAGGGUUCACACAUGACCGCGAGCGAGGAGGAGGAGGAGGCCCUGGUGGUGAAAGAUGGACCGAGCGGGGCCCACGUGGGUCCUCAGAGGAACCCCGUCCGGGCGACUGGGGCCGAAUGGGGCGCUCGGGGCCUGCCCCGCCCCCUGGUGGAGCUCCACGCCCAAGGAGGAACUUUGACGAUAUGCCGCCCGCUAGGCCUGAUACCACUGGUAGGCCAAAACUAAAACUAGAGCCAAGAACAGUUAAGGAGCCAGUUAACUCACUGGCGGCCACAAGUCAGGCCUCUUCCAUAUUCGGCGGCGCGCGACCGCGGGAGGAACGACUUAAAGAGAUGAGGGAGUAGAUACAAGCUCUAAUAAAAGCCGAUAAUACCCUCACGUGUAUCAACUCUUAUAAAAUCAUAUCAUAUAACCUGGUGAACUGCCAUGAAAAUAACAUGUGCUAUGUGUAGAGACACAUAACUUUGCUUCGGGAACCUGUAAGGGACGGUUUUUUAUAAGUUUUAAUUAUUUGUCUGUUAAGUGUUUUCUUAUGGUUUGAUAAUUACAAAACACUUUUUUGGUUAAAAAUGUAGUAAAUGCAAGUAAUUUUUUUGCUUGUCGCUUUUCUGUAACAGCUUUUUUUCCAUCUGUCUACAUUAAAAUAGGAUUUGGAAAUAAAAACUUAUUAUAUAU